GGAGACAGUGAGAAAGAGAGAGAGAGCUGGGGGGAGAGAGAGAGAGCAAGCGUGAGAGAGCAGGAGAGUGAGAUGACAGGCAGGAAAUGCCUGGAGUCACAGGACUGAAAUAAAGCAGAACAGAGUAUAACUGGAUGACCAGGGGGAGCUGUCUGUGCCAGGGAGAGGGCCAGAGGUUUAGCCAGCUGCAAGGGCAUCCUGUGUCUCCUCUUACCUACUGACAGAAGUGGAGAAAGGAGAGUGAGGAAGACUGACAGAGAGACGAGAGGAGAGCAACAGACAGGCCUGUAGAAGCUGUAGCAGUAUGAAUGGUCACCGAGGUUUCUCUGUGCUGCGUUCUGAGGCAGCAGGGGCUGUGAGGACAGCUCUGGUGUCUGCUGAGAACCUCCAGCUCACCUUAAAGACUGAACUCAGCCAGGAGGAGCAGCACCUCACACCCCACACACACACCAAUGGAGGCCCCGAUGAGACACACACCAAAGGGUACUGUACAGAAGUGAAUGAAGACCUUAAAGAGAUGCUUGAGAGCAACAAGGAGUCGCUUAAACUGGAGGCCAUGAAGAGGGUUGUUGGGCUGAUCGCAAAGGGGAAGAAUGCCUCUGAGCUGUUCCCAGCAGUGGUGAAGAACGUGGCUAGUAAGAAUAUAGAGCUGAAGAAGUUGGUGUAUGUGUACCUGGUGAGGUAUGCAGAGGAGCAGCAGGACCUGGCUCUACUGUCCAUCAGCACCUUUCAGAGGGCCCUCAAGGACCCUAACCAGCUGAUCAGAGCCAGUGCUCUCAGGGUUCUGUCCAGUAUCAGAGUCCCAAUCAUCGUUCCCAUCAUGAUGCUGGCCAUCAAGGAGGCUGCCUCCGACAUGUCCCCUUACGUCAGGAAAACAUCCGCCCACGCCAUCCAGAAACUCUACAGCCUGGACCAGGAUCAGAAGGAGCUCCUGAUAGAAGUAAUUGAGAAACUGCUGAAGGACAAAAGCACAUUGGUAGCAGGCAGCGUUGUGAUGGCCUUUGAGGAGGUGUGUCCGGACCGUAUUGACCUGAUCCAUAAGAACUACCGUAAACUCUGUAACCUGCUAGUGGACGUGGAGGAGUGGGGCCAGGUGGUCAUCAUCUCCAUGUUGACACGCUACGCCAGGACACAGUUCACCAGCCCCUGGAAAGAGGACGGUGUGUUUGAUGAGCACAAUGAGAGGGCGUUCUAUGAGUCUGAUGAGGAAAAGACUAGAGAUGAGACUGAGGCCAAGCCCUACAUGAUGGACCCUGACCACAGACUGCUGCUCAGGAACACCAAGCCUCUACUACAGAGCAGAAACACUGCCGUGGUGAUGUCUGUAGCCCAGCUGUACUGGCACCUGGCUCCUAAAAACGAGGUCAGCAUCGUCACCAAAUCUCUGGUCAGACUGCUCAGAAGCCACAGAGAGGUGCAAUACAUUGUGUUACAGAACAUAGCCACCAUGUCCAUCCAGAGAAAGGGCAUGUUUGAACCUUACAUGAAGAGUUUUUAUGUGAGAUCCACAGAUGCCACUCACAUCAAAUCACUCAAGCUGGAGAUCUUGACCAGCCUGGCCAACGAAGCCAACAUCUCCACCAUCCUUAGAGAGUUCCAGACCUAUGUGAAGAGCCAGGACAAGCAGUUUGCUGCCGGUACCAUCCAGGCCAUAGGCAGGUGUGCCACCAACAUCUCUGAGGUCACAGACACCUGCCUCAAUGGACUGGUGCUGCUGCUCUCCAACAGAGACGAGACGGUGGUCGCGGAGAGUGUGGUGGUGAUCAGGAAGCUGCUCCAGAUCCAGCCCACCCAGCACAGUGAUAUCAUCAAACACAUGGCCAAACUCUUUGACAACAUCACUGUGCCGAUGGCGCGGGCCAGCAUCCUGUGGCUAAUGGGAGAGUAUUGUGAGAGGGUCCCUAAGAUCGCCCCUGACGUCCUCCGCAAGAUGGCCAAGAGCUUCACCUCCGAGGAGGACAUCGUCAAGCUCCAGAUUGUCAACCUGGCUGCCAAACUCUACCUCACCAACUCCAAACAGACUAAGCUGUUGACCCAGUACAUUCUGAACCUGGGGAAAUAUGACCAGAACUAUGACAUCAGAGACCGCACGCGAUUCAUCCGCCAGCUCAUUGUGCCCAAUGACAAGAACGGAGCGCUCAGCAAGUACGCCCACCGCAUUCUGCUGGCGCCCAAACCAGCACCUGUCCUCGAGUCUGCCUACAAAGACCGCGAUCGUUACCAGUUGGGAACCCUGUCCCACACCAUCAACACCAAAGCCAGUGGCUACCUGGAGCUCUCUGAUUGGCCCGCCGUGGCUCCUGACCAAUCAGUGAGGAAUGUGGAGGUGAUUGAGCCGGUGAAGGAGUGGGCUCCAUCUCUAGGGAAGACUGGGAAAUCCAAGCCUGCCAAGUCAUCAGAUGACAAGUUCUACUCUGACUCUGGAGAGGAGGAGGAGGAGGAGGAGAAGGGAUCAGGGAGCAGUAGCAGUGAGGAUGGCAGUAGUAGUAGUAGUAGUAGUGAAGAGUCAGGCAGCGAUGCAGAGAGCCAUGUCCAGAAGAACAGCAGUCAGAGCAGUGAGGAGUCAGACAAGUCCUCCAGCCAAUCAGAGAAGAGUUCCAGUGAAUCUGACUCUGAAAAGAAGGAGAGGAAAACUAAGACCCCACUACAGAAGAAGACAGUCAAACCAACCGCCAAAGACGGUGAUUCGGAUGAGAAUGGGAACGUUGCUAAAGAAGCCAACAGUUCGUCUGCAGGAGAGAGCUCCUCUGACUCAGAAUCAGACUCUGACACCCACACAGACUCUGACUCAGGCACCGAACACAAGAAGAAGACCAAGUCUAAAGCCAAACCCAAGGUGGAGGUGAAGUCAAAGAAGGAGGUGUCUCUGUUGGAUCUGGGUGACUUCACUCCUGCACCAGUGACCCAGCACAAGUCUUCUGUCCUCUCUCCUAGCCUUCUAGGAGACCUGGAGGGCCUGUCACUCUCCAAUGUCUCCUCCACCAUCCAGUUGAGCGGUCCAGCGUUUGUCCCAGAGAAGAGCCAUGACCUGCUGCACCGUAUGACAGGUAAAGGUCUGUCAGCCCAGUACCAGUUCCCCAGACAGCCCUGUCUCUACCAGCCCACCAUGGUCUCAGUCCAGAUCAGCCUGACCAACACCACAGACCACCCUCUGGAACAGAUCCACAUUGGAGACAGGAGCCCCACAGGACUCAACAUACACUGCUUCAAUACUAUAGAGUGUCUGGAGCCAGAGGCCUCAGUGACUGUUUUCAUCGGCAUCGACUUCAACGACUCAACACAAGCAGCCAACUUCCAGCUGUGUACGAAGGAGGACCAUUUCAGUGUGUCCAUCCAGCCUGCCAUAGGGGAACUCCUCCUGCCCAUCACCAUGACCGAACUGGACUUCCGCAAGGAAUCAGGUAAACUUCUGGGCAUGAAUGAGAGCUCGGCAACCAUCACCAUGGCAGCAGAGAACAUGACCAGCCAACCAAUCAGCAGACCAGUGGCAACCGUGGCCAACCUGGGAAUGGUUCCAUCCAGUCAAGACAACGUCCACAGGUUUGCUGGUAAGACGGCCAGUAGUGGAGCUGUGGUGCUGGUGACGGUGGAGCUGAGGGAGUCGUCUACAGCCCUGAUCACCAUCAACACAGAGAAGAGUGUCAUGGGCUCCAUGCUGCUCCGAGACCUUAAACUGGCCCUGGCCCAGACCUAGAGUCUACAGCGCCCCCUAGCCCUAGUCCUCCAACACAGGGAGAAAUGCACAGCUGCCAUGGAGAGGUCUCAUACACAUGCAUGCAAAAACACACAUACACUCACACAUACACAACAUUUAUUUCUGUCUCCCAAUCUCAGUUCUUCUUCCUCUCUUUCAUUCUCUGUCACGCAAAUAUACACUUACAUGCAGGCAAAGAGAUUGAUAUGGUUUCUCUCAUGCUUAAACAUCCUCUCAUACGGUACACACUCAUACACACACCUCAUCAUAUUUUUUUACACUGUGACAGUCUAUUGUCAGCAAUGAGCAUCAAUGUUCAUUUAAACAGGACUCUUGUUUCUCCCUAGACCUGAGACUCUGUGUCUCCUGAGACUCUGUGUCUCCCUAGACCCGAGACUCUGUGUCUCCCCAGACCCGAGACUCUGUGUCUCCCCAGACCGGAGACUCUGUGUCUCCCCAGACCGGAGACUCUGUGUCUCCCCAGACCCGAGACUCUGUGUCUCCCCAGACCCGAGACUCUGUGUCUCCCCAGACCCGAGACUCUGUGUCUCCCCAGACCCGAGACUCUGUGUCUCCCCAGACCCGAGACUCUGUGUCUCCCCAGACCCGAGACUCUGUGUCUCCCCAGACCCGAGACUCUGUGUCUCCCCAGACCAGGUAACCAAAAAUGUGUUCAUCAUUCAAUGAGGUCUGUAUCACUUUUGGUGAAAAGAACUGAAUAUAUAUUAAAACUGUAACGUGAAUUAUGGUUGUUGACGGUUGUUUUGAAUGAGUCUCUCUUGAUUGUGGUGCUUUGUGUGUUUGGUUAGUGUGUCGGGUUGUUUUCCAGUGUGUUUGUGGGUAGGGUUGUGGUGCAGUGUGACUAACUGGGUCUUGGGUUCGGUGCGUUGGCUAUGUGUGUGUUGGGCUAGGAUGCAAUGUUGGGUUGGGUUAGGGUGCUGUGUUUUGUGUCUGGUUGUGUUAGAGUAUAGUGUGUUUGUGUGUUGGGUGCAGUGUUUGUGUUGUGGUUUGUCUGGCUGUGUUUUCCAGCUCAUAAGCGAGGUGUCUCUCAGGGCUAUAGAGAACACCGGUUAGAUCAUCCAUCACCUCUCCCUACGCACGUACUCCCCCUGCCAGCUGUUCAUCACACACACACACACCGACAGGCCAUAGACAAUCACUACAACAGACCGCAAAAUAUUUUUUCACACCCACUUCUUCUGCCAUUUUCCCCUCUCAGACACACACAGCGAGAGCUGCAACUGGCAGUGUAUAGAAACGGCUUUAUCUGCCAUUAUGACACAAGCCGUUAAGGCCUACUGCAGCUGUAACUUACAGCUCCGUCUGACCCACACACACACAAAUCUGGAGCUUUUACACUCUCGGCUUGACGUUUUUAUGUCCCAUUUAGAGAAGGAAUGGCCUGAUGCUAAAUCAGACUUUACUCAACACAGACGUGCUGGCCUGAUGCUUCAUACUUGUAGCUUACUGGGCUGAACUGAAGUCAUGUAUGUUUGCAUUAGAUAUUGUUUCCACUAUGGAGAUUGGUUCAGUGUUGUUGUAAUGAAUAUGUACGGUAUCUUAGAUGCUUUCUUUCAUGUUCCAGUUAACAUUAGGGAAAGGGGGAUACCUAGUCAGUUGUAAAACUGAAUGCCUUCAACUGAAAUGUGUCUUCUGCAUUUAACCCAACCCCUCUAAAUCAGAGAGGUGCGGGGGACUGCCUUAAUCGACAUCCACGUCUUCGGUGCCCGGGGAACAGUGGGUUAACUGCCUUGCUUGUGCAGAACACAGAUUUCUACCUACUCAGCUCAGGGAUUCGAUCCAGCAACCUUUCGUUUACUGGCCCAACGCUCUAACCACUAGGCUAUCAUUAUCAGACAUAUUUAUAGGAAUUUGUGUGAGAGACUGGGUUUGAGCCGGGAUUAACUGUGGGUCACAAGACUGUGUAAGCCCGCUAAACGGAAGCUUAAGUACUGUGAAUGCAAUUUCCCUUCACGUUCGGGCAUUAGAAGGUUUGGGCAUUAGAAGGUGUAGUGUAGUAAAGAACCUCUAGUGUGUGUGUGGGGGGGGGGCCUUACGUCUGUUUUGGCAACACUAAGUCAACAUCCAACAGACUGUACAUUUUACUAGAUUGGCAUUUUCCAUUACAACACAAAUCAGGAAAUACGUGAGAGCGGACAAUUAUCAUUUGAUAACAACAAACAAAGGUGGUACCAACAGCAUGUUCAUUUAAAUAUUCUGAGUGGCUGAGUGACCUGAUUCUCUGGAUGCCUCUCCCCAAUAGCUAAACAACCAUACCUUCUGUGCAUGUGCUACUUUAUUGUGAAAGGUAUGUUGUACAAACCUCUUAGUCUGCUGUUACUUUAAAGAACAUGAUGAUCAACAUGUUGUACAACGGUCCGCGAGUGAAACUCUGAAAUGAACACUUAUUUCAUAGUAGACACUAGAUGCAGUUCUAAUAAACAGAGUGGUUUCUGUUUUCUUCCUUCAAAUAUGGCUCUAUCUUUUGAAUGGUUUAUUAAGCUACAACAUAUUAUGACCCCAUCACUGAAAAGAUAAGACUCUCAGGAACACAUGUGUCUUCUGUUUCCCUCUACAAUGACCACAAGCUGUUCAAGGCUCAUUAGAACAGAGUGGACAGGACCAGCCACUAAAUCAGAGGGGGAAAAGAACCUCAUCAAUGAUGACACAGAAGAUCAUACAAAAUGAUUGCCUGAUGAUCUUCUGAACAUCCCAAUACCUUUCUGAUGCAUUUCAGUUACUUCCAACCAUACUUCCUUCAGAUUGAAUACUGUCAAAAGUACGGUCAGGCUGAUUUGUAAUAGACUGUCAUAGCCCCAAAGUAAACAUUGGCCUUUGAUUACAUAAUGUUUUGUUACAUGGUGUUGUGGUUUUAUUUUUUUGCCAAAUGGGAUCGCACGUCAAAGUUACUGUUAACGACAUCAUCAACAUGUUGGACAAACGUCUUUGUCUGUUGUAACUAUAAUGACGUUGUAAUACAGAACACAAGCAGGACACAGACAGGCAGUCUAAGUAGCAAUUUAAUGUUCUUAAUUAUUUCAUUCAUUUGAUUUAUUUUCCUCAAUAAAACAAAAGUUUAUUUUUGGUGUUUGGCAAAAUUGAAGCAUGAUAGCAGACAUAUCUUAGAUAGUUAUGUUGAUAAGGUUUUCAUCUGACUAGCUACCUGAUCUGACUGAUUAAAGGAACGGAAACAUUACAGUGCUUAUUA
Oncorhynchus tshawytscha (Chinook salmon) is the source of this 6902-nucleotide messenger RNA. RefSeq names its product adaptor related protein complex 3 subunit beta 1a (gene ap3b1a). Gene Ontology annotation, cellular component: membrane coat; AP-3 adaptor complex; clathrin adaptor complex. Lineage: Eukaryota; Metazoa; Chordata; Actinopteri; Salmoniformes; Salmonidae. The record is from RefSeq and is a predicted model, not a curated record. Bases 305 to 3694 code for a protein of 1129 amino acids. Gene Ontology annotation, biological process: anterograde synaptic vesicle transport; intracellular protein transport; vesicle-mediated transport. The transcript has 27 exons.